AGUGCUCUUUCCUCCCCGCCCGCCCGCCAGCCCGCGCAAUCCUGCAGUCGAAUCCAAACUAAGAAACGCUGGGGAGCGGGUUGGGAGGGGUGGCAGUUGCUGUUAAGAGUUUAGACCAAUCAGUCCUAGGCCCCACUUCUCUCGACCAAUAGGAAGUGGGCUAAGGCGCAGAGGCGGAAAGUGUAGCUACAGGAACAGGCAUCAGAGCCAAUCAGCCGUCGGCCUCGUUCCUGUCCGCCAACCAGCGGCAAGAGCGGGUCUGGGGGCGGGAGGCCGGAGCAGCUGUCAGGCUGAAGUCCAGCGAGCUAGCACGGUGGGGCGGCUGGAAGAAGCGCGGCGCCGGGCCGGGCCCUGGAGAUGGUCCCCGGCGCCGCGGGCUGGUGUUGUCUCGUGCUCUGGCUCCCCGCAUACGUCGCGGCCCACGGCUUACGCAUCCAUGAUUAUUUGUACUUCCAAGUGCUGAGUCCUGGAGACAUUCGAUACAUCUUCACGGCCACACCUGCCAAGGACUUUGGUGGUAUCUUUCACACAAGGUAUGAGCAGAUUCAUCUUGUCCCUGCGGAACCUUCAGAGGCCUGUGGAGAACUCAGCAACGGUUUCUUCAUCCAGGACCAGAUCGCUCUGGUGGAGAGAGGGGGCUGCUCCUUCCUCUCCAAGACACGGGUGGUGCAGGAGCACGGCGGGCGGGCAGUGAUCAUCUCUGACAACGCAGUUGACAAUGACAGCUUCUACGUGGAGAUGAUCCAGGACAGUACCCAGCGCACAGCUGACAUCCCUGCCCUCUUCCUGCUCGGCCGAGAUGGGAGGGCCGAGGCAACCUGGCUUCAGAUGACUGUCCUCGCGACCACCUUCCAGGCUCCCUGACCUGGCCUCCAGACAAGCUUGACGACCCCCUCCUCUCCUCAGAAUAAAUGCAGGAAGGCCCACCCCAGCUGCCCUUGAAACCCUGCCUGCACCUUCGGGCAGCUCCUGCGUGGAAGUCUGCUGUCCUCAGUGAGAAUGUGUAAUCUUUGGGUGGGAGUGGGCACUCAGCACAUUGGCAGCUAAAAUGCUAUUUCACGCCUGCUCCCUGACCCUCCACUUUCCAUUAUACUGACUUACUCACCACUAUCCUAUCAUGAGAUUCUGCCUUACCAUGUCAGGGCACCCGACCCUUCCUUCCUGUUCACCCCACUUCUCAACUUUCGGUCCCUGUUAGGCCACAAAGUUAAAUAGUGGCAAGAAGAUAGGUUCUCUGAAUAGAUUUUUGGCUCCAGGCUCUGUGGCUGGCAAAGGACCAAAUGUGGAGCUCCCCUCAGGUAGCCACAGAACAUCCAAGGCUAUUGGGAUGAGGGGAUCAUGGGGGAAGACUAACCUUGAA
Molecule: messenger RNA, 1360 nt
Organism: Panthera uncia (snow leopard)
Lineage: Eukaryota; Metazoa; Chordata; Mammalia; Carnivora; Felidae
Gene: PRADC1
Product: protease associated domain containing 1
Exons: 5
Coding region: 358-864 (168 amino acids)
Source: RefSeq, a predicted model, not a curated record